Molecule: messenger RNA, 2553 nt
Organism: Argiope bruennichi
Lineage: Eukaryota; Metazoa; Arthropoda; Arachnida; Araneae; Araneidae
Gene: Arl2
Product: ADP-ribosylation factor-like protein 2
Exons: 5
Coding region: 81-635 (184 amino acids)
Biological process (GO): protein folding
Cellular component (GO): cytoplasm; microtubule cytoskeleton
Molecular function (GO): GTP binding; GTPase activity
Source: RefSeq, a predicted model, not a curated record
UUCAGUAGUCAAAACAAAACUAGGGAAACCGAAUUUUAUUUGCGAUAAAUAUAUACAUUGCUCAUGUCAAAUAAUAUAGAAUGGGUUUAUUGACAAUUUUGAAGAAAAUGAAACAAAAAGAAAAAGAAAUGCGACUUCUUAUGUUAGGACUUGAUAAUGCUGGUAAAACUACAAUAUUAAAGAAAUUUAAUGGUGAAGAUAUUAGUGUUAUAUCUCCAACCUUAGGUUUCAAUAUAAAAACCCUAGAACAUAGAGGUUUUAAGCUCAAUAUGUGGGAUGUUGGUGGACAGAAGUCUUUAAGAUCCUAUUGGAGGAAUUAUUUUGAGAGUACAGAUGGACUUAUUUGGGUUGUAGACAGUGCAGAUCGCCGUAGGCUACAAGAUUGUAAAGAUGAAUUGCAUACUCUGUUAUUGGAGGAGCGAUUGUCUGGUGCUACAUUAUUAGUGUUUGCCAACAAACAAGAUUUGCCUGGGGCUCUUACUGCUGAAGACAUAAAAGAGCUAUUGGAAUUAGAUCAAAUCAAGACUCACCACUGGCGUAUAAUUCCUUGCAGUGCAGUAACUGGAGAAAAUCUGUUACUUGGAAUAGACUGGAUUCUGGAUGAUAUCGCUGCCAGAAUAUUCACACUUGAUUGAUCGCAUAAAUGCUGCCCUUUUUAUAUUUCAAAAGAAUAUUGAAUAUUCCAAGCUGUGAUGAUCUGAAGUACCAACCUAUUGUAAUUUAACCUGCAGUUGAUAUGACACAGGCAUGUAUAUAUUCAGAUUAUGACUUCUGCAGAAUGUAUUUACUACUUUUCUUAAGUUGGUGGUGAUAAAUAAUAUCGAAAAUCUUAUAAAUAAUUUAUUAAUUCAAGAUUUGGCUGUACCUGUUUUUAAACAUGUUUUGCAUAAUCAACAUAAUGAUUCUAAUUUUUGUUACCAACUACUUUAAGUAAGUUGAUUAUUAAACUAUAUGUAAUACAUUUACAUUUGUGAAAAGUUUAAGAUGUUUCGCUUUAGUUAUUUCAUUGGUUAUAAAUAUUUUUAUUAACUCAAAAUAUAUUGAUGUUACUGAUUAAAAUUUGAAUCUCUUCAGGAUAGCAAGUGUUUGCCAGUCUGCAUAUUUCAAUAUUCUAAAUUUAUUUUUAUUAUGCCUGUUCAUGCAUUUUAAUUUCUUUGCAUACUUAUCAGAAUAUUAAUACUUUGCAUACUAAGUUAAUAUCAAAUUCCAGACAUAUAUUAAAAGAAGUACUUUUUUUAUUUGAUCCAGUGUGAAGGAAAUUGUUUUAAUAAUAAUAAAAAUAAUAAUUUUUUAUGGUGGCAAAGAGUAUUUGAAUUCAGAUAUUGAAGCUUUUUUUUCCUUUCUAUUUUGUUUACUUUCUUUAACAAUUAAAAAUUUUAGAGAUUUAAUUUCAUCUUUAACUUUGUUUCUAGAAAUUCUGUAAAAUUUUUACAUUUUAAACACGUUUUUGUGUGACACUCAGAGCUUCUCUGUUUGAAGAUAUAAUGUAUAUGUUUUUUUUUUAUUUGAAUGAUUAGCAGUGUAAAUUGAAAUUAAUUAUAACAAAUAUUGAAACUUUUUUAGAAAAUCAUGCCAAGUUAAUUAACAGUUUUCAACGUUUUUGAAAAGAUUUGAUUUAUACUGUUAUUCUGGGCUUUUUCUGUAAUUCUAAUAUAAAACUUUAUGCUAUGAAAUAUAAUGAAAAGCAUUUGAGCUAUAUUUGCAUAGUUUUUUUGUAUGCAUGUGAACAUUCUGUAUACAAUUUGCCUACAUGCAACUAGUGUAGAAAAUAUUAUCAGUAAUGAAUACACUCCAGAUGAAGUACAAAGUACAUUGGUUUGUGACUAUGUAUGUUACAUGUCUUAAGUAGCUCACCUAGAGCAUUUAUUAGGAAAAAAUGUAGUUUGUAAAAUAUUCCUCAUCUGUGGUAUAGCAAUUGAGUAAUGUUUGAGAAUUUUAUUAAUUCACAGAAUUUGGGUCAAAUAUUGAACACACUAAUGUAUUUGCAUGUUUUGAAGAAAUCUGUAUCACAUGUUUUUGAUAUGGUUUUAUAGUAGCACUUGCUAGGGCUGUUUUGUAAUUUCUUUUUCUCAUGGUGUGUUCAUAUACACUUAUAAGAGAUGGCAGACUGAGCUUGGUGUGCUAUUAUGCUGAAAGUUUUGAAAUUUUUCUCUCCUGCCAUCAAUUUUAGCUUUAUAUCUUUUUAACCUGAAACAAUGACACUAUUUCAAUUCUAUUGUACUUAGUAGGAAGAUUUAUAUCUUUAGAAUAUUUUUUAUAGAACUUAAUUUGUUAUACUACAUUGCAUUUCCUUUAUUUAUUGAGAAUGUCAAAUAGAUACAAAUAUCAAAUAAUGAAAUGCAGUUAUCUAUGGAAAAAGAAAUCAGAAAUUUAAGUUCAGUUUUUCCUUAUUAUUUUAUAAAGUUUAUUUGAUUGUCUUACUUGCGUUUUACUACUCGUUUUCAAGUUAUCAUAAUAUUAUGCAAUCAAACAAGAAACAUUACAAAACUUUUAAACUAUAUACAAAAAAGAUUAGCUUUAUGUAAAAUUAUUGUUAAUUAAUAAUAGAAAAUA